AUGGACCGCAAUCGACUCAUCUCGGCGCGCGAGGUCGAGCGCCUCGUCGCCGACGGGCAGCUCAUCGUCAUCCACGACGGCUACGCGCUGAAGCUGGACAGGUGGAUCGACCGUCACCCGGGCGGACGGCUGGCAAUUCUUCACAUGGUGGGCAGAGACGCGACGGACGAGAUCAACGUGUACCAUUUCGACAAGACCCUGGCGAUCAUGAAGGGCUACCGUAUCGGCCGCGUGCAUCAGCCCUGGACGAAUCUCGAACCCCCCAUUCGGGCCGAACUUCACCGCACCGCCCCCACGGCCCUCCCUGCCCCCGCUGCCGACCCGGCCUCCUCAGACUCUACCGACGACGACGACAACGACGCCUCGUCCAUAUUCAGCUCCAAGCCCGACCCACUAAGCUCGAGCAACUCCAGCGUCGGCCAGUCCGACCACGAGCUCGACUCAGGAGAUUGCAGGCGCCGCAACGUCGCCGCCGCCAAGCCCGCCACCUCGGCCGCCGCGCGCCUGCCCACGGAGAAACUGUCGCGUACCGCAUACACAGCCGCCCUCGAGCAAAAGGAAAUUGCCGACGGCAUUCGCAACUACCCCUCGCUCGACCCGGAAACGCAGCAGGCGAUCCGCGACGAGUACGAUGCCCUGCACCAGCUCGUCCAGGCGCAGGGCCUCUACGACUGCCCCUACCGCGAAUAUGCCAAGGAGAUGGUGCGCUACGCCGCGCUGUUCAGCCUGUUCAUCUACUUCCUGAAUAAAACGUGGUACAUGACGUCGGCCGUGUUCUUGGGGCUGUUCUGGCAGCAGAUCAUGUUCACGGCGCACGACGCCGGCCACCGCGGCAUUACGGGCAACUUCGUCAUCGACACGCUCAUCGGCGCCUUCAUCGCGGAUUUCUGCUGCGGCCUGUCCAUCGGCUGGUGGAAGAGCUCGCACAACGUGCACCACCUGGUGACCAACAUGCCCGAGCACGACCCGGACAUCCAGAACAUCCCGCUGUUCUCGACGUCGCCGACCUACUUCAAGUCGAUCCGCAGCACCUUCUACAACUUCACCUUCUACUGGGACCGCGCGGCCGACAUCCUCGUGCCCUUCCAGAAGUACACGUACUACCCCGUCAUGGCCAUCGCCCGCUUCAACCUCUACCUCCUCUCCUGGCUCCACCUGCUCUCGCCGCGCGCCGCCCAGCUCGGCUCGGCGUGGUGGACGCGCUGGGUCGAAGCCGCCUUCAUGGUGUGCUACUGGGCCCUGUUCGGCUACGCCCUCCUCCUGCGCACGCUCCCCGACUGGCCCACCCGCGUCCUCUUCGUCCUCGUCUCCCACACCAUCACCAUGAUCCUGCACGUGCAGAUCACCCUGUCGCACUGGGGCAUGCCGACGGCGGACCUGGGCCCGACCGAGUCGUUCGCCCAGCGCCAGCUGCGCACGACCAUGGACGUCGAUUGCCCCGCGUGGCUGGACUUCCUGCACGGCGGCCUGCAGUUCCAGGCCGUGCACCACCUGUUCCCGCGCAUGCCGAGGCACAACCUCAGGGCGGGCCAGGCGCUCGUCAGGGAGUUUUGCGCGAAGACGGGGAUUAAGUAUCAGUGCCAGGGGUUCGUGGAGGGGAAUAAGGUGGUUUUGACGAGGUUGGAGGAGGUGGCGAAUAUGGUGAAGACGCUGGUCGAGUGCCAGAUGCAUAUGGCCGAGACGGGGGAGAGCGGGUUGCAUUAG
This is a messenger RNA of Lasiodiplodia theobromae, 1704 nucleotides long. RefSeq names its product Delta 8-sphingolipid desaturase. Gene Ontology annotation, biological process: lipid metabolic process. Gene Ontology annotation, molecular function: oxidoreductase activity, acting on paired donors, with oxidation of a pair of donors resulting in the reduction of molecular oxygen to two molecules of water. The record is from RefSeq and is a predicted model, not a curated record. Gene Ontology annotation, cellular component: membrane. The transcript is spliced from 2 exons. NCBI's taxonomy places the organism in Eukaryota, Fungi, Ascomycota, Dothideomycetes, Botryosphaeriales, Botryosphaeriaceae. Bases 1 to 1704 code for a protein of 567 amino acids.